AUGUCUCCCACAUACUUGCUAGUGUUGUUCCUUGGAGUGGUGGUUCUCACCACCCCAUCUCUUGCUGAUUACCCCAAGCCCCCUCCAACCAAGAAGCCACCACCGGAGCACAAGCCUCCGGUGGAGAAGCCACCUCCAGAACACAAGUCACCUACUAAACCUCCCAAGGCAGAAAAGCCACUCCCAGAACACAAGCCACCAACCCCAAUUGGUAAACCUCCCAAGGGAGAGAAAUCACUUCCUGAACACAAGCCACCAACCCCAGUUGGCAAGCCAUCUAAGGGAGAGAAGCCACCACAUUAUGGUCACAACCCUGGCCACCCUCCUGUCGAGAGUAAAGAAGACUCGUACAAGCCGCCUCAUAAGAUUGAGCCUCCUUCAGCUCCGAUGAAAAAGCCAGAAGCUCCUGGAAAGAAGCCAUCAACUCCGCCCCACAAGCCACUGCACAAACCUCCAUCUCCCUCCCAUCCCAACUAA
This is a messenger RNA of Vitis riparia (riverbank grape), 477 nucleotides long. Its product is annotated as early nodulin-75-like. The transcript has a single exon. The record is from RefSeq and is a predicted model, not a curated record. The coding region runs from base 1 to 477 and encodes 158 amino acids. NCBI's taxonomy places the organism in Eukaryota, Viridiplantae, Streptophyta, Magnoliopsida, Vitales, Vitaceae.